GAAAGUUUCACAUCUUUAGCUGAAAGAAUUCUACAAAUGAGUUCUCGCUUCAAACGUGUCUUUUUCUUGACACUUACUCGAAGAUCUGAAAUGGAUACUUCACUUUACUCUGUACACUCAACUAUUAGGCAGUUCACCACGCUCCCCACUAGAGAAGAAGUACUGAAGGCAUACGAUGUAUUAGGCGUAAGUACAAGCACCCCCUACGCCGAUAUAAAAAAAAGUAUAUUAGCUUGGCUAAACUUCACCAUCCUGACAUAG
This is a messenger RNA of Phytomonas sp. Hart1, 261 nucleotides long. The record is from the annotation of a GenBank genome assembly. NCBI's taxonomy places the organism in Eukaryota, Euglenozoa, Kinetoplastea, Trypanosomatida, Trypanosomatidae.